Messenger RNA from Saprolegnia diclina VS20, 2234 nucleotides. Its product is annotated as CMGC/MAPK protein kinase, variant. Gene Ontology annotation, molecular function: MAP kinase activity; ATP binding. The record is from RefSeq and is a predicted model, not a curated record. The coding region runs from base 223 to 1512 and encodes 429 amino acids. The transcript is spliced from 7 exons. Gene Ontology annotation, biological process: protein phosphorylation; intracellular signal transduction. Gene Ontology annotation, cellular component: nucleus; cytoplasm. NCBI's taxonomy places the organism in Eukaryota, Oomycota, Saprolegniomycetes, Saprolegniales, Saprolegniaceae.
CGCAGUUGCUACGCCGGUCGGCAGCGCUUCUCGCCAGCGCCAUCUCGGCGAGCCCGUCGCGGCCCGGCGCGACCGCAGCUGCGGCUCUGAUCCGUGCAGCUGCCCGCGACAAAUUUAGCGCAUACAAUCGCCAAGUGCCAAAAAAACGGCCGAAUUAUAUCCAAUUGGGGCGCUCGGCCUUUACCUCAUUUCGGAACCCCAUCUUCCGAGCCGGCGUUGGUAAUGAGCAAGCAGCGCAGCAUGAAGCGGGCGGCCCAAGACGUCCCCGCGCACCCGAUGCUCAAGAAGCGCAAGGCCGGCCUCGAGACGCCGCCGCUGCAUGAGAUACCACCGACGCCGCAGGGCCCGGCGGCCAUGAUGCCACCAACGCCAGCGUACGGCCAAGCCGAGGCCGCCGAGACGUCGCGCGCCGCGCCGGCGCCGCCCGUCGACAUGAACCCUGUGACGCAGCGCAACUUUCGCGGCUGGCAAGUCGGAUCGCGCUACCGCCUCGUGCGCCUUCUCGGCAAAGGCUCGUAUGGCCAGGUGGCCGAGGCCUAUGACGAACUCAAGAACAAGCGCGUCGCUAUCAAGAAGAUCAUCAAUGUCUUUGACCAAGAGGUCGACUGCAAGCGCCUGUACCGCGAGAUUUACAUCUUGCGCCACCUCCGACAUUCGGAGGUGAUUACGCUUCUCGAUGUGCUCGAGCCGCCCAACCUCGAGACGUUCAAGGACCUUUACCUCGUCUUUGAGUUUGUCGACACCGACCUCCACAAGCUCAUCAUGAGUCCGCAGUACCUCACGACGCGCCAUAUCCAGCUCUUCUUGUACCAGCUGCUGUGCGGACUCAAGUACGUCCACAGCGCCAACGUCAUCCACCGCGACAUGAAGCCCGCCAACAUCCUCCUCAACGAAGACUGCACGCUCAAGAUCUGCGACUUUGGCCUUGCACGUGUCGUCGACGCGGCCAUCUACAAGGACCAAGGCGAGCCCGUCUCGCCGCAGUACCACCAGCGCGUCCGGUCGCCGACCGAUGGCGCUACGCCCAAGUUUCAGCGCCAGCUCACAAAGCACGUUGUGACGCGCUGGUACCGCGCGCCCGAGCUCAUUCUGCUCCAGGACUAUGGCUACGCGGUGGACCUCUGGAGCGUCGGGUGCAUCUUUGCCGAGCUCUUGUCGAUGCAAGCCGAGAGCUACCCGCAGUACCAGGUACUCUGCCCUGUCCCAUCGAUCCUACAAUGGAAUGCGUCGAUAGUCGCGGACGCCGAUCUUUCCGGGCCGGUCGUGCUUUCCGCUGAGCGCCGACCGACCGACGACGUACUCGGACAAGCUCGACCAGCUCAACGUGAUCUUUGGCGUCAUCGGUACACCCAAAGAAGAGGACAUUGGCAACCUCGGCGAAGUCAAGCAGUACCUCCGGAAACUCAACAAGAAGGAGCCCCGCGAUUUGAAGGAGCUCUACCCUGGCGCGCCGCCAGAGGCGCUCGACCUCCUCAAGCAAUUUCUGACCUUCAACCCCGACACGCGCAUUAGCGUGGAAGCGGCGCUCCAGCACCCGUUCUUGAACGAGGUGCGGUCACUGCGGAAGGAAGCGGUGGAGCUGCAGCCGCUCGACAUGGGCUUUGAGAACGUGCCGCUGGACCGCGCGCAACUCAAAGCGCGCAUUUACGAAGAAAUUCAGUGCUUCAAAGCGCUCAACGCCGAGGCCGAUGCGCAGGCCGAACGCGCCGCCGAGAGCAGCGUCAUGAACAAGGUGGUGCCGAUGCCACAAGACCUGUCCGCCGCAGGUACGACGACGACGACGUAAGCGCAUUUAGAAGAGGAGCGCGUCUGUAUGUAUAAUUCGAUUAACUAGCAAGUGGUGUACCAAUACUAAGUAGGACGAGCGACGGUCUAGAAUGGACAUACCUUGUCCAUGACUCAGUGCACGCAGGAAGCUUGAGCGACGAGCCACAUCGCAGCCCACCGAGGUCGCACGCACGAGGUGCGUCGCAGUCACAAUGAGCGUCGACAGUGAAUGGACGUUCUUGUGUACACAUGGAAAAUGGACUUUUUUUUGUCAUCCAAAAAACAAAAUAUUUGCGCAGUGUCGACGCUGGGGUUAGGCGUGGACCACAAGCGCCGACCAAUAGUCCACUUCGGCUUGGCUCAAAUGCUCGUCAGGCGACGCGACCGUCGUCGACAGCGACACAAGAUCGGCUGGCGCCGUCGCAGCCUGUGCCGGCAACCGCAUCGCAAUUUCAUCCAUCGAAGCA